This is a messenger RNA of Columba livia (rock pigeon), 1696 nucleotides long. RefSeq lists its product as uncharacterized. The coding region runs from base 1 to 1452 and encodes 483 amino acids. The transcript has 9 exons. Lineage: Eukaryota; Metazoa; Chordata; Aves; Columbiformes; Columbidae. The record is from RefSeq and is a predicted model, not a curated record.
AUGGGCGCUGCCGGGUGCAAGGCGGGAUUUGGAGCAGCUGAGCUGGUAACGCGUGUGGGGCCAAAGCUGUGCGAUUUUAAAGCACUUCCAGAGCUAGACCUGGCUCACCCAGCAACAGCGCUGAGCUCCGGUUCCUGCCCUGUUUCCUCUGCUGCUGCCUCUGGAUUUCACAAGGAGCCGCAGGGGGAGCUCGGCCGGGGCUCCAGCGAUGGAACCGGCACCUUGAGUUUACCCAAUACCCGCGGGAGACAAACACAAGCCCAGACACGGCCCGGGAGCGGCUCCCGCAGCCCGGGCCGUGAACUCCAGCGACAUCUUGUCUCUGUCCCUGCUCCAGCGCAUGGUGGGGCCGGCGUAGCCGCUUCCUGCGGGGCACCCGGAGGCCUCGGCACAGCGGAGCCCGGCUCCGGCCUGCAGACCCAGCUCUGGGCCCGGCCCCGGCCCCGGGGAUCGCCACAGGCCUCAGCGAGGCCUCGGAGCUCCCGGCCCCUCCCCCCGGGCCCGGGUCCCACUGGGAUCCGCGGCUCCCGGGCCCCCGCCGCUGUCUCCUUGUCCCGGGCGGCACCACCAGGCCCAGCAGGGGGCGCCCGCGCUCUGGGCCGCGCCCGUUGGCGUCGCCAUGGCAACGAUCGCGGCACGGCGUCUCGGGGAGGGGCGGGUGGACGGUGUCGCCGUGACGUAACCACGCGCUGCGCGGUGACGCACGUGGGCGCGGCCGCGUGCGCCGAUUGGUUACAUUUGGACGACAGCAGCGCGCGAGCAGCCAGUCGCCUCCAUGUGGACAGCGCGACCCCGCGGGCACGGCGGCACGAGGGCGGCGGCCGGGACGCCGCGCAGACCGGUGCCCAAGAAGCCGUCCAACCCCAGCCUGAAGGAUCCCGUGGGGGGAAGCUGCCACCCAAGAGGGGACAAAUCCAGUGGUCCCCAUCCCUCCUGCCAGGAAUGCUCCAUCCCCACAGCCAAUCAAUGUGGGGCCGGGAUGAGGCCGUGAGAUUUAAAUCACCGAAGAGAGCAUUUAAAUGGGAAAUCAUGCUGUCUUGGAUCACCAAGAAAAAACACAACGAACUGGAGAACUGGAAUACAGAUGAUGCAAUCAGCUGUGCAACACUGGAGAUAACACGUUUGUCUAGGAGCCCCCGGGUCACCCAUCUGCUCUCAAAGCCCCCAGAGCCACAGGACCGCUGUCCCCAAGCCCGGCACUCGCACCCUGUAAUAUGCUGGCAGAGAAAGAACAACAGGAUGUCCGUGCGAUCAGUCGGUUUUUUGGAGACAGAGAGAACCAGUUGGCUGAGCAGCUCCAGCAUCAGUGAUGCCUCCAAGCAGCAGCCGGGGGUCCUGGAGGUGCAACCCGGUACCCCGGUACUCAAGGGUCUCUGUGUCACCAGCACCCAUCACUUCUCCCAUGGAGAUCUCCAGGCUUUUCCAAUCAAAACAAAAGAAUAUUUCAUCUAAUGAGGAUGCCACUAGUGUUUAGGAAGCAUUAUUUUUAUUGUAUGGUACAAAAAAAAGAAAAAAAAAAUCCUUGGAGGCCCAAUACUUAAAGCUGGAGUAACAGACUGCUUUUAAAUUCGCCUAUAAGGAAAUAUAGGACUUGUAAUGAGCAGGCAACUGAACUAAAUGGCUGGCAAGCCAAUUAGCUUGCUUUAAAACAUUGUAUUCAUUAGAAUGAAAAUAAAGCCAAACUUUUUAAAGAUAA